GCUGCAGAGCAGACGGCGGGCACGGAGCGCAGGGAUGGUGGGAACCCCUCAUAAUGGGCACAGCGGGCGUACAGACCCGGGAACUCAGCACAGGGAUGGUGGGAACCCCUCAUAAUGGGCGCAGUGGAUGUACAGACCCAGGAACUCAGCCCAGGGAUGGUGGGAACCCCUCAUAAUGGGCGCAGUGGGUGUACAGACCCAGGAACUCAGCCCAGGGAUGGUGGGAACCCCUCUUAAUGGGCGCAGUGGGUGUACAGACCCAGGAACUCAGCCCAGGGAGGUGGGACCCCUCAUA
Messenger RNA from Staurois parvus, 295 nucleotides. NCBI's taxonomy places the organism in Eukaryota, Metazoa, Chordata, Amphibia, Anura, Ranidae. The record is from the annotation of a GenBank genome assembly.